This is a messenger RNA of Cylindrotheca closterium, 2160 nucleotides long. NCBI's taxonomy places the organism in Eukaryota, Bacillariophyta, Bacillariophyceae, Bacillariales, Bacillariaceae. The record is from the annotation of a GenBank genome assembly.
AUGAGUGAUCAUCACCACCAGAACCCCAUACCAACUCCCCAUGUGCCAUUGCACACUCAGAAUAUACUGGAAGAAGACAGAAUUAGCCGUGAUAUUGCUUCCUUUUUGAGCCUGUCCGAUGUUUUUACGGCGCAUGUAACGCGUCGCAACAAAGAAGAAUCAUCUUCGGAAACCAAUGCACCUCUGGGGAACUCGCCUCCCGUCCUACAAAGUCCAUCCUUGUUUGCCACCACAUUCAAGAAUCAACAGGACGAAGAAGACCAUCUACUCACAGCGCAAGGACAAGAUGAAGCAAUGCUGCAAAACAUGCGCCAUGCCAUGACCCAAGAAAAACUAGCAGCUGCCAUAUUUUCUCAUCCAGGCUCGCUUCGAUCCUUUUGUCGCGAGGUAUUGGAGGAAGCUCGGAACAUUGUACGCACUGACUCCAAUUCCCGCAACGAAUUGCUACUAAUCAAGCAACAGCGAAGCGAAAAUGAACCAUGGAUUCUUAUGCUGGUCGAUCUCGUGCUCCAAAAUGUGCCACUGUCCGUCUUUUUGGAUUUGGUCGAGGGAUCGAUAGAGAUAUCACUUGACACUGGUUUCGCAAUCAUUCACAUUUCUUCCAAAGUCGUUAAUGGCUGCGUGACAUCGCUGGUCGAUUUGUUGGCAUCGACUGCUACUGCCAUUUCCCAAUACCAUCCAUUGGAACUUGUACAAAUAGUAGUCACGAGACCUUUCAAUGCCAUGGGGAAAACGACCGAAGUAGUAGUCGGAGGCAUUCAAUCUGUGGCCACCGUGGCGGGAUCCGCCAGUUCCAUGGCCUUGAGAAAUUUGUCCAGCAAGGCAACGCCAGCGGGAUCCAAACAAAGCACGCAAUUUUUGAAUACUCUUGUCAAUGGACGGGUCAACACCAAACUUCUCAACAAACUGUCAUCCUUGAACUCGACCGCACCCGUAGUCUCAUACACGGAGAUUGCCGACGAUACGGGUGGUUUGUCGAGACACGCCAAGAGUCGGGUCCAGCGCAUGAUGCAUUACGAAAUUAACCUUCGACCCUUUGUGGCCACAGUCAAGUUGCCUCAAGCUGGUGGUGAUGGAGGGUUUGGCGGUCCACGACAGCAUUCCUUGUCGACAAGCUCGGUGGAUACCGUGGGGAGUCAAAAUAGUGUCGUGAUGGAAGCCACAGCAGCCACCAUAACUCCACCCUCUCCCGGCUCUCCCUUCAUGUGCACACCCCAAUCCUUCCCGGCCACUCCGGCAUCCCGCAAACGAGUAUUGGCACGUGGAAGUCGGUUUGCGGACGAUGUCAUUUUCUUGGUACGAGAUCAAUUGAGGGUCCACAAUGGGCUCGACAGCAAAGAUGAACGAACGAGGGAAAUGGCCAAGGCCUUGGCGGAAGGGCGGCGAUUGGCCGUCUUUGAUGCGGACGAUGCUUCCGCGGGGAUUGAUUUGACGUGUGGACAACACGUAGCCACCAAGGUGGGGAACAUGUUGUACGGAUCGACCAGGAGUAUGGUGCCAAUCUUGCGAAAUUGUUUUGUCUAUUUUGAAAUGACGGUAUUGCCGCGACAUGGAGGAACCUUGAUUCCUCAAGCAAGCAUGGCAACCUUGUCCAUUGGACUAUCCACCAAGGAAAUGCCCAAUAACACAUUGGUGGGUGCCUGGCAAGGGUCGGUUGGCUUGUGUACCACCGGGCAAUUAUUGACAGCUGGUCAAUGGUGCAGUCCUGUGGAUCCAUCAGCCACUGCUUAUGGAGAUCGGGCGACAGUUGGGUGUCUAGUCUGUCUUGACGAUGGAUCAGCCUUUGAAACUUGGGAUACUGUCGUGGUGACGGCAGCUGUUACCUUUACGGUAAAUGGUAACAUUGUCAGUCCACCCUUGUCCGCGCAACCAUUUCCCUCCUCAUCGGGAGAGCCGCUUCCGGCAUCCCCGCCGCCUCCUCCAAUUCCUCCCAGCAUAUCGCCACCAGCAGCUCCGCCAUCCUUUACCUUGCCGCUCUUGGUGCCCGCGGAAGAAGAGCUCUAUCCUACUGUGACGUUACACAGUCCAGGUGUGGCUGUCUUAUCACGGUUCAGUGCAGGGGAUCUCGUUUCCACUUCGCGAAGAGCAAUUGGAGCACCAACUGGUGUCACUGUCUAUUGUGUGGAUGGGAGUGUCAUUCUCAACGAAACAGACGAGUAA